Colletotrichum lupini is the source of this 1695-nucleotide messenger RNA. RefSeq names its product thiol-specific monooxygenase. The record is from RefSeq and is a predicted model, not a curated record. Lineage: Eukaryota; Fungi; Ascomycota; Sordariomycetes; Glomerellales; Glomerellaceae. The transcript has 4 exons. The coding region runs from base 1 to 1695 and encodes 564 amino acids. Gene Ontology annotation, molecular function: NADP binding; N,N-dimethylaniline monooxygenase activity; flavin adenine dinucleotide binding.
AUGGCGCUCGCGCUGGUGCUGGCGUGGUCGGGCCAAGGCCGACUCGCGCUGGCAGUCAUUGCUUUUGCUGCGACUCAGUGGGCCGUUCGUCCGACCAGCAGAAGCAUAUCGCCGAACCAAGUCUCAUCAGUGGUGCUACACAGAUACCCCUCCCUACUGUCGCUUCCUCGCUUCUCUACAACCCCUCGUCGCAUCCAGACCCAGCCAGUCUCCGCCGCCAUCAUGUCGCCCAUGUACCUUGAAGACAAACUCAACAUCGACCGGGUCGCCGUUAUCGGCGCCGGGCCGUGCGGCCUGUCCGCCGCAAAGUACUUGCUAGCGGAGAAGAAGUUCUCCAAAGUCCAGAUAUUCGAACAGAGGGAUACCGUCGGCGGCGCCUGGACAUACAGCCCCUUGAACGUCAUUGACGGUGACCUCAGCAUCCCCAGGACACAACCAACCAAGAACCCGGACACGGCCAUUGCCGUUGAGGGACACGAUGCCAAGCAAUUCGUCUCUCCAGUGUAUGAUUACUUGGAGACGAAUAUCCCCCACACACUCAUGAACUACUCGGAUAAAAAGUUCCCCUCAGAUGCCUCGCUUUUCCCUCCUCACCAAACAGUGAAGAAGUAUCUGGAAGACUAUGCCGAGGAGCUGAAGCCCAUCAUCUCUCUGUCGACGCAGAUCCUCUCCGUCAGAAAGUCUUCGAAUGGCAGUGAAGUUUAUUGGGAAAUUGAAAGUCUGAACCUCAAGACAAAUGAGACCAACAAGGCGCAAUUUGACGCUGUCUUCGUCGCGAGCGGACACUACAAUGAUCCCUUCAUCCCAGACAUCCCUGGCCUUGCCGAGUUUGACAGAGCACACCCAGGCUCAAUUUCCCACUCCAAAUUCUACAGGAAUGCCGAGCAGUAUAAGGGAAAAAAAGUCAUCAUCGUCGGCAACUCAGCUUCAGGCAUCGACCUAAGCGCCCAAAUCUCAACAGUCUGCGCUCUCCCCAUCAUCGUCUCCGAGAAGACCGUCCCCAACACCCCCGCAGAAGACCGCUCAUCCUGGGCUAAACCCGUCCCCGAGAUUCUCGAAUUCAUCUCCGAAAACAGACAAGUUCGCUUCGCCAACGGCGAGACCGAAUCCGAAAUUGACGGCGUCGUCUUUUGCACGGGUUACUUCUACAGCUUCCCUUUCUUCCGCGACCUCUCCCCUCCUGUCGUAACGGAUGGCGCCUACGCGCGGAAUCUGUACGAGCAUCUCCUCUACAUUGACGACCCGACGCUUGCGUUCGCGGGCAUCCCGCAGCGCAUCGUGCCGUUCCCCGUGUCGGAGGGCCAGGCUGCGUACGUUGCACGCGCAUGGGCGGAUCGUCUGCGUCUGCCGAGUCGCGGCGAGAUGAGAGAGUGGGAGGCGCGGAUCCUCAAGAACAAGGGCGAGAGUAAGAUGCUGCAUAACUUGGCGUUUCCCAAGGAUCUGGAGUACAUCAAUAUGUUCCACGCGCGGAGCCUGGAGGCGGAGAAGAGAGAGGGUCUGGAGAAUGAUGGUGUGGGAAAGAUACCGCCGUACUGGGAUGAUGAGAAGCGGUGGACGAGGGAGCGGUUCCCUUUGAUCAAGAUUGCUUCAAGGAAAUUAGGAGAGCGAAGGCAUGAGAUUACGACGUUGGAGGAGCUUGGGUUUGAUUACAAGGCUUGGAAAGCUGGGCUAAAUGAGGAGGAAAAGUUGCUUUGA